AUCCGGUUCCAUUUGAAGUUUAGGCACGAAGGAUGGCCACAUUGGUGGAAACAAUUUCCGAAAUUCUAUAUUUUAUGUGGGAAUAAACGUCAUUUCGCAAAAUGAUCGCGCUAUCGCUAAGUCUGCCCAUAUUCCUGCAACUUUAUAUCACCGGCAACACACAUGCUGUUCAGUGUUAUAACUGCACUGAUAUCGCUGAUGUUAGCAAAUGUUUGACAAUAACUGAAUGCCGUGCCAGUCAGUCCUGUUACAUGGAAUUUAAAGCAUCUGGACAAACAAAAACCCUUGGAUGUACAGAUAAUCAGCAAUGUGGUGUUACCGGGGAUGUUGCUGGUAGUUUGGUUGGUAGAGACCUGAGUGGAAGGCAAGAACCCGACUGUCAUGAAUGUUGUAGUACAGACAAAUGUAAUAGAAACCUCUGCGAGCACCUGAAACCUGGAACAUGCACUGACGACGUGAAAGUUGAUUGCGCUUGGAUGAAUUCUUUUUUUAAUAUAUGCAAGGAUAUUCAUCGUGCAAAAUUAAUCUGUCCCAAGUUCUGUGUUCUCUGCUCAUUGGUUGAUGGAAACUGGGCUAGCUGGUCUCCCUGGACGCCUUGUGAUGUAACAUGUGAAAACGGGACUCAGACUAGAACACGGACAUGUACUGACCCUGCCCCGGCGCAUGGCGGACUUGAUUGCAUCGGAUCUAGCACAGACACUAAACCAUGCUUAAAGCAACUUUGUCCAGUACAUGGGGGUUGGACUAAAUGGUCGAACUGGGACGCAUGUUCAGUGACAUGUGGUGUGGGGAUAGAAAAACGGCAUCGAAACUGCUCGAACCCUGUGCCUGACAGAAACGGGCACCAAUGUUUCGGGGACACACUGGAUGCGAGAAUAUGUUUACCAGGUCUAUGUGCAAAUGGCGGUUGGUCUGACUGGGGACAGUGGAGCACGUGUUCUGUGACAUGUGGAUAUGGUAUGCAGUCUAGAUCACGAACAUGUACAAAUCCUCGACCCUCGCCUCAAGGGAAAUACUGUGAUGGAGACCCGUUAGAAAAUGUUUUGUGUAGAAAAGAUGGCUGUAUCCCAAAUAUUGUGUUCAACGCUAAAGGUGUGACCGAUAUAAGUCCUACCAGCGGACAAACGAUGAUCUUUGGAACUACACUAGUGAACGAAGGACACGCCUACAACACCUCGACUGGAAUCUUCACAGCACCUGCUAAUGGCACUUACACUUUCAGUACACAGUUUUGUGUUUAUUCUCAAGAAGCAUUAUAUAUAGCUAUUGUAGUAGACGGAGUUGCCUAUGCUACUAUGUAUGCAUAUGACAAAGACUCGGACCCAUGUAACACAGCUGAUACAGUAGCUGUGCUUCAUGCACAGUCAAAAGUAUGGGUCAAAUGUACUUGGGCUUCCGCAGGAGCUGUUGUCCAUGAAUAUAGUGAUCGAAUGAACUCUUUCUCUGGAUAUCUUGUACAUCGAUAGAUUUCUAAACUAUGUCUACCGGUUAUCAUUUUCAAAGCAUGCUAUAAUUAAACUAGAAUAUGGCUUUAAAAUGGAUAGUCAUUAUA
Messenger RNA from Mercenaria mercenaria, 1552 nucleotides. RefSeq names its product SCO-spondin-like. Bases 102 to 1466 code for a protein of 454 amino acids. The record is from RefSeq and is a predicted model, not a curated record. The transcript has 10 exons. Gene Ontology annotation, molecular function: protein binding. NCBI's taxonomy places the organism in Eukaryota, Metazoa, Mollusca, Bivalvia, Venerida, Veneridae.